CUUAUGUAAUGUCCAUCAAUAUAUGAUAGCAUUUUAGGGGUUUUCUGGGCCAGAAAUGAGACUGCAACCGUGAAUAGAUGAAGGACGUUUAUUUUGACAAUAAUUAAAUGUCACAAAAUAAAAUCGUAAAGUGAGAAAACGGGACAGGGAGUCGAAAGUGAAAAUAAAUUACUGCAGUAGUUUUUCUUUUACCCUAUCCUUCCCAGUCUUUUCCCAGCACCCCCUUAUAUGCCCUUGCUUCCCGCCCCAUCUUUUGCACCAAACCUGCACUCCAAUUCCGCUCCACACACACGGGGCGGUGGUGCACCAAAAACUCGAGCCGUGACGAAAAGUAGUGUCAGACUGGUAGUCCCUAACUGAUUCAGGUGUUUUUGAAGAUUCCUGCAAAGACUAAUUUAUAAGAAAAAAAAACAGAUUGACAGACAGCAUUUGGCUUUAAAUGCAGAAACGGGCAACUACAAGAGGGUGUCAAACAAGCUGUGAGUGGGGCUGGGAGGCUGAAAAUUGCUAGAGUACCUGGAGGCCAUGCAGAUAAUGAAUCCAGGCCGUGAAAAGGCAGUCACUUUUACAAAAAAAUAGGUGUGCUCCUUAUCCUAACCACUGGACCACCAAGCCUCCUAACCAGGGAACACAAUCAUUCUGCAUUCUUUAUAAGUACAGUAUAAAUAAUAACGGCAAAUGUAAUAAUAAAUCACUAUACUCAUACUUUGCCGGUUUUUGUUGUACUUAUUAGGCGCGGCUGCAUUUUAGUAUGGUAACAGCAAUAGUCUGUUUGAAUUUGUUUUCGAUGUUUGAUGAAAUGGACACGUUGCUUACUUGCAAAACAAAGGAAGGAAACACAAGAGCGCAAAGCGCAUGGAAGUUAUACCGAAUCCCUUUGGAUAUUUUUUUUUUAUGUCGGCUUUAAUAAAAAUGUUUGUCAUUGUUAUUAGUCUACAUAGAAGAUGUUUGGUCAACACGCAGGACAAAGACUGAACCCGACAGCUGCGCAUUUCUCGGUUACGGAGUCCCAGUCAGGACAAACAAACGCAAACAUUACCAACGGCUCGCGCCUGCUCCUACUUCAAAAGCCAUUGGUCAGAAGCAAAACAUGAAUAUUCAUUACCUUGGUAUACCGUAUAACUGCACAAAGGGUGGUCACGGUUUUAGAAAACAGUAGAACAGAAAGGGCAAAAAAGAAAAUCUCUCUCUCUCUAAAAAAAAAAAGGUGUUUAUGUUACUAUCAAAAUGUAACAUUCUGCUGUAUCAACAUGUUAACACAUGGGCCAAAAGAUUAACUUGCACCCCCAAAAACGAGUUAAACCCAACAAUAAGGUAUGCGCCUAUAUGUGUGACAAUACGGUACUCCAAAGCGCAGUACCCGCUGUAUCCAAAUCCCACCCAGUGACUUUAAAGCGCUCGGCAGCGGGAGAAUUCAAUUCGGGUUUGCAACUGAAUAUUAGUCGGACAGAGUAUUUUUCUCUCUGUAUUUUAACAUUAAAAAAAUAAAAUUAAAAAAAAAAAUAUAUAUAUAUAUAUUAAAUUGACAGUAUAUAUUUGUUAUUUUACGUUUCUACAGCGCGUAUACAGAGCAAACAAAAUGAACUGUUUGAAUAUUGCAGACAUCGCGCCCAACUCUCCACGCAAAACGCGCGGACAAAUUCAGGUAAUAUUCGGACCGAUGUUCUCAGGAAAAAGCACAGAGCUGAUGCGGCGUGUGCGCAGGUUUCAGGUCGCUCAGUACCAGUGUUUGGUGGUGAAAUAUGCCAAAGACACGCGUUACUCUGAGAACGAUGUUGCCACCCACGACAGAAAUACAAUGGAAGCGGUGCCUGCCACCGAGCUGAAGGAAGUCUACAAGCAAGCACUUGUGUGCAGUGUCAUUGGGAUUGACGAGGGACAGUUUUUCCCAGACACAGUGGAGUUUUGUGAAGAAAUGGCCAACCGGGGGAAAACCAUUAUUGUAGCUGCCCUAGAUGGAACGUUCCAGAGAAAGGCGUUUGGUAAUAUUCUGAACCUAGUUCCUCUGGCGGAAAGUGUGGUGAAGCUGAACGCGGUGUGCAUGGAGUGUUUCAGAGAGGCUGCCUACACCAAGAGGCUUGGGGCUGAGAAAGAGGUAGAGGUGAUUGGAGGCACAGAUAAAUACCAUGCAGUAUGCAGAGCCUGCUACAGUGCAUCACUCCCAUCCAGCAAAGAGAACUGCGCUCCCCACAAACAAAUAGAAGAUACCCUGCCUCAAAACAUGGUGGGGAAGCAGGUGGACAUUAAAGCACCCAGGAAACUCUUUGGAACCCUCCAGAUUUGACCAAGACUUGGUCCCAAAGCCCACAAAAACAAUUAGGAAGCAUGAGCACGGAGAAGUGCCUUUUUUAUUUUUAAUUUUUUUGCAUCUUAUGCAUAUAUGUGUUUAAAUGUUUUGCAUGGUUAAAAAGAGCCAUCUCUAUGCACUUAAGGCUGGUUGUUAUUCUUAAUACAGAAGGUCUUUACUGUAUAUGCAGUGAUAAUAUUUCCCUGCCUACCUUUUCCACAUUAUCAGUCCAUGACCUGAGGGUUAGUAUUAUACACAAAACAGGGGUGGAGAGGGUGACGGCAAGACUGCUUUCACAAGGGCUGCCAAUGUUUACCUGAGCUUCGUUUAAAUCAGCAUCCUAAAGGCAUUUAUUUUUUGUCCAUUUCUGCAAUGCAUGGUAAAUAAGCUGGUACACUAACAGCUGCUCCUGUAAGUAGUGGGGCAGGAACAAUAAACCACACCAACCCUACGCCUGUUAUUCCUAUGCAAAGUUUAAAAUUGCACAUGGUUGUCUAGUUCUAAGCCAAGCAAAAAGGCACAGUAUUUAUAUUAUUUAACAUAACUCACAUGGGAGGUGCAGUUAGUACUGCAAGAGUGAAUGUCUUAUUAGGUACUUUGUGUGGUGAGGGUUGCGCAUGCAUAUUUGUCUAAUUGAUCUCUGUGAGAGUGAGACUUGACCUCUACACUGCCAGCUCCUACUAAUAAAAAUCACUGCUGUUGUGUUCUCAUUUUGUGGUGCUUCUCACUCAUGUCAUGUUGCACAUUUACAAAAAUGCCACGAGUGUUUACCAUCCACCUUGAUAGGCCAAAUGU
Messenger RNA from Polyodon spathula (Mississippi paddlefish), 3082 nucleotides. RefSeq names its product thymidine kinase, cytosolic-like. The record is from RefSeq and is a predicted model, not a curated record. Gene Ontology annotation, molecular function: thymidine kinase activity; ATP binding. Gene Ontology annotation, biological process: thymidine metabolic process. Bases 1580 to 2284 code for a protein of 234 amino acids. Lineage: Eukaryota; Metazoa; Chordata; Actinopteri; Acipenseriformes; Polyodontidae. The transcript is spliced from 7 exons.